AUGUCCUCAGCACCUAGGAAGAAGGUUCUAUUGAAAGUCAUCAUUCUGGGCGAUAGCGGGGUGGGCAAGACUUCUCUAAUGAAUCAGUACGUUAAUAAGAAGUUCAGUCCGCAAUACAAGGCGACUAUUGGGGCUGAUUUCCUCACGAAGGAGGUGACGAUCGACGACAAGGUGGUGACACUUCAAAUUUGGGACACAGCUGGCCAGGAGAGAUUCCAAAGUCUAGGAGUGGCGUUUUACCGUGGUGCUGAUUGCUGUUGCUUGGUCUAUGAUAUCACCAAUCCGAAGAGUUUCGAGAGCUUGGAUUCCUGGCGGGAUGAAUUCCUCAUACAAGCAUCACCGAAGGACCCCGAGGAAUUCCCAUUUGUGGUAGUCGGGAAUAAAUUGGAUAUGGAGGCAAAGCGCAAGGUGUCGAAGGCAAGGGCUACCACUUGGUGCAGAUCUAAGAAUACUAUUCCAUGUUUUGAGACUAGCGCUAAGGAUUCCCUCAAUGUUGAGCAGGCUUUCAUCGAAAUUGCACGACGGGCACUGCAGAACGAGGCAGCAAUGGCUAAGGAGCAGGAGCAGAUGUAUUUGUCCCAAACACUGAACUUGAAUAACCCUCCUGCGGAGAGCCAGAGCUCCAAUGUACAGCAGUGCGAGUGCUAGAAGCGUAGUAUCAUUGUCUAUCGUCGUCAUCAACUUCCCGUUAGUGUCGUUUCUCGUUAAUAGUACUAGAUGUUCUAUGCUGUUAAUACUACUGCGGCCUAUAGAGUGUCUAGCUGAUUGAUCCUAUUCCUACUGUGAAGAUGGCUCUGACAAUGUUGCAUAUAUACUACCUAAU
Molecule: messenger RNA, 823 nt
Organism: Perkinsus marinus ATCC 50983
Lineage: Eukaryota; Perkinsozoa; Perkinsida; Perkinsidae
Product: Rab7, putative
Exons: 8
Coding region: 1-648 (215 amino acids)
Molecular function (GO): GTP binding; GTPase activity
Source: RefSeq, a predicted model, not a curated record